GUUUAUGUUAUAUUUGUAAAUUCAAAACAAUGUACAUGAAGUUAGUCACUACUAUCUUGAGAUUCACCGACUAAUUAUUAUAGCGUAUCAUGUAUAUUGUUCAUAUGUAUUUAUUGAAUUUGUGAUUAUUCACCUUCAGUAUUUAACAAGAAAAUAAAUUCUUAAAUUUAAACGUAUAAUUUGUAAAAUUUGUGUGACAUUAUUAAAAGAAUAAUCAAAACUAUUUAUGAAUUAUACGAAGUCGUAGAAAACUGUGAUAAGUGACAAAUAUCAAAAUGCAUCUUGAUUAAGUAUAAAUAAUGCAUUUUAAUAAGUAAUUAAAUAUAAUUAUGAAUGUAUUUGAGUGAUUCAAGAAAAACGGAAGCAAAAUCAACAGACUGAUGCCUAUAUUGCCAAUAGUGAAUAUGUGGGUGUUUGAUAAAGAAGUAUCAGAUUUUUUGUAAUUAUAAUACAUUUACUAUUGUUUUCACUUUUUUCGUAAUCUAAACAUGUUUCCCAUAAUAUUUAACCUACGGAAAAUUUUAGAAGAUACUAUAGUUGAAUAUAUCGACGUGGAUUUUACACUCUGGUUAUCAUGGCUUUUAAUGCCACUUUUAAUAACAUUCCUUCUUCCACUUGUGAUCGUAGUAUUACUGUAUUUAACUGCAUUAAUAUUGUAUGUGUAUAAAUUACACAGGAUAUGAAGUAAUUGGGCUUGAAAAUAUACCACAAAAUAAACCAAUACUUUUUGUAUAUUAUCAUGGAGCUAUUCCUAUAGAUCUUUAUUACUUUAUAUCUAAAAUAUUGCUUUUAAAUUCAAAAUUAAUUCAUACAGUAGCAGACAGAUUUCUUUUUAAAUGUCCUGGAUGGUCUAUAAUUUCUGAUGUAUUAAAAGUUAUACCUGGUACAAUUCAAACAUGUUCUACUAUAUUGAAAGAAGGUAAUAUGCUUGCUAUUUCACCUGGUGGUGUGUAUGAAGCUCAAUUUGGUGAUUCUUAUUAUCAAUUAAUGUGGAAGAAACGAGUAGGUUUUGCAAAAGUUGCAUUGGAUGCUAAAGUGUGCAUAGUACCUUUAUUUACAAAAAAUAUUAGAGAAGCAUUUAGAACAAUAAGUUGGGGUAGAAGAAUGUGGUUGAGAAUAUAUGCUGCCACCAGAUUUCCUUUUGUACCUAUCUAUGGUGGUUUUCCUGUAAAGUUGACAACAUAUGUUGGUAAACCAAUUUCAUAUGAUGAAAAUCUAACACCAGAAGAGUUGCAAAUAAAGGUUGCUGAUGCACUCAAUAAUUUAAUUAUUCAACAUCAAAGAAUACCUGGAAGUAUAUCAUUAGCUUUAUUAGAAAGAGUAUAUACUGCAGAGAAAAAGAACAAUAAGUUUUAGUAUUUACUCAAAUAUUGUAUCUCAAAUCAUGGGUAUUUGAAAUGUUAUGCUUUUUUUAGACUAAAAUUUAUAUCUUUAAUUUAUGGUGCUGAUUAUUUAGUAAUAUUUGAUAGUGAGAAGUUUUAUUAAAUUUAAAGUUAAUUUUUUGAUUAUGCAAUGUACUUACUUUUUGUAGUGUAACAAUUUAUUUGUCCUUUUAAUUAUUAGAUAAAUAUUUUAUAUAUUUUAUUUUAAUUCAUGAAUUUAUGGGGUGAAUUUAUUCGAAUUCUGAUACAUUUUUUUAUAUUCAUUUUUUAUAUAUUUAUAUGAAUAUAUUUAUAUAUGUAUAUCAAUAUAAAUAGUAUUAAUAUUUAUAAUUCUCUAUAAAGAAAAAUAG
Messenger RNA from Heterotrigona itama, 1732 nucleotides. The record is from the annotation of a GenBank genome assembly. NCBI's taxonomy places the organism in Eukaryota, Metazoa, Arthropoda, Insecta, Hymenoptera, Apidae.